CGCGACUUGUGCACUAUGUUUGUUGCACGAAGCAUCGCUGCCGAUCACAAAGAUCUCAUCCACGAUGUGUCGUUCGAUUUCCAUGGCAGGAGGAUGGCGACAUGUUCCAGCGACCAGAGUGUGAAAGUUUGGGACAAAAGUGAAAAUGGCAAUUGGCAUUGUACUGCGAGUUGGAAGACUCACAGUGGUUCAGUGUGGCGGGUUACAUGGGCUCACCCAGAAUUUGGCCAGGUAUUAGCGUCUUGCUCGUUUGACAGAACUGCUGCAGUGUGGGAAGAAAUAGUUGGUGAAUCAAAUGAUAAACUACGUGGACAGAGUCAUUGGGUUAAAAGAACAACACUAGUGGACAGCAGAACUUCUGUUACCGAUGUAAAGUUUGCUCCAAAACACAUGGGCCUGAUGUUGGCGACCUGCUCUGCAGAUGGAGUGGUGAGAAUAUAUGAGGCCCCUGAUGUUAUGAACCUCAGCCAGUGGUCCCUCCAGCAUGAAAUCUCUUGCAAACUGAGUUGCAGUUGUAUCUCUUGGAACCCCUCUAGCUCCCGGGCCCAUUCUCCUAUGAUUGCUGUUGGCAGUGAUGACAGUAGCCCAAAUAUCAUGGGAAAAGUACAGAUCUAUGAAUAUAAUGAGAACACAAGAAAGUACGCUAAAGCAGAAACUCUAAUGUCCGUGUCUGACCCUGUUCAUGAUAUUGCAUUUGCACCAAACUUGGGGAGAUCUUUUCACAUACUGGCUGUGGCAACCAAAGAUGUCCGAAUUUUUACCAUGAAGCCUUUAAGGAAGGAAUUGAGCUCUUCUGGAGGGGUGACAAAAUUUGAAAUCCACACAGUAGCCCAGUUUGAUAACCACAACUCCCAAGUGUGGAGAGUAAGUUGGAACAUAACUGGCACAGUCUUGGCCUCAUCUGGUGACGAUGGCACUGUUAGACUGUGGAAGGCAAAUUAUAUGGACAACUGGAAGUGCAUUGGUGUUCUCAAAGGAGAUGGCAACCCUGUCGGUAAUUCUUACCAAGGCUUUUUUGGAUCCUCUGUUGGUUCAGCUGGUCAGAGUCUACAGAAUUCUGUAAAUGGAACACCGUCUUCUGGCAGAAAGCACAGCUGAUACCAAGCUAACUGGAGUAACUUUGCUGUUUUGCUGCUUGUUGCAUGCACAGGAAUGGAUGCCGAACUCCUUUCCCCCCUCCCCACCACAGUCUGAAUCAUCCCAAGAUACACGGGCAGCCUGCUUACUUCUAGAUGCAGAUCAAAAGACCCUUUUGUGUAGGUUUAUAUUCUUGUUUAGAGAAAAGAGUUAUAACAUCUUAGCUAAUUUCUUUGUCUCUAUGUAAAUGCAUCUGGUAAAGGUCUUUGCUAGAAAGCAGGAGAAUUUUCAUUUUUUUUUUCAAUUGCCCAUGACCACUGGUUUUGAGCCAUCAAGGUGCUAGAUAAAUAUGAACUGAAAUAAUCUUUUAUCAAGUUACAUAAUUAUGUAGAUACUAUUGUUGGACAUUUUUUGUCUUAGAUUUAACUUGUAAAAUGAUCAGCAUUUGUAAAUAAUUGAUAUGUAAACAAGUUUAUUAAAGAUGGUUAUAGUGGGGGGAAAACUAAUUUUUUUUUUUGUUACUUUUGCGUCUCAUAAAAAAUGCAAAUGCUAUAUUGCUUUACAAUAAAUGCACUAAUUCAUAGCUCCAUGCUGCUGUAAUCCCACAUUUCUUUUUACAUGGUAAAGGGUAAGUCAAAAUAAAAAUGUGCCUAAUAAAGAAAACAUAAGUCUAA
Molecule: messenger RNA, 1751 nt
Organism: Xenopus laevis (African clawed frog)
Lineage: Eukaryota; Metazoa; Chordata; Amphibia; Anura; Pipidae
Gene: seh1l.L
Product: SEH1 like nucleoporin L homeolog
Biological process (GO): positive regulation of TORC1 signaling; cellular response to amino acid starvation
Cellular component (GO): Seh1-associated complex; nuclear pore outer ring; lysosomal membrane
Molecular function (GO): structural molecule activity
Source: RefSeq, marked provisional